CGCGACUUUUCUCAUCUGCUAAGAAGGAAAUCUCGAUCCGCGUGGUUGCGAACACCGGCUGCCUUCUCCUCGCGAACUUCCCCAUCAUUCGGUUGCUACACCGUGCACCCACCUGGUGUAUUCCACACAAAUUACAGCACGUCUCUGGCUUGCUAGCCGACUAUUCAUGCACUGACCGACCAUCGAGAACCGACACAUGGAGGAGAUGCUGACUGUGGAGACGUCUGAUGCGGAGGAGAGGGAGGAGAUACGGGCUCUCAGCCCUCGUUAUUGGUCGAACAUAGUGGCGACAGCUACUACGCGUCCUCGUGGGGCCUUCGCCGUGGGGAAACACUCACUGGUGAGCGGGUCCAUUGACCAACACAAUGCAACAUUUUCAUGGGAGAGUGCGCAUAUAUCGCCGAAGACAAAUGCGGAAGGGCCGCCUCGUAAACGCGUGAAGGUAUGGCAUGAAGCACCCACACAUCGAACGAGCGCCUCUCUUCCUACUACGCCGACUCGCGAUCGAAGCAGACCCACAUCGCCGAUAUUACGUUCUGCGCCGUGCUCGCCUAGAACCUGGUCUCCGUGUCCCGAGAUCAUGUUCCAGAAACGGAACUUAUCGGUCGCAUUAUCCACUCCGCGUCGAAUCACAGAUGUAGAAAUGCCUGAUUAUGACGACUCGCUCUGUAUCGACGCAGAUGACAUACGCCCAGAAGAAGCUUACCGUCAGCCAUCAUCAUCGCUGCCAGUUGUUGACCCACCUGCAGUGAGUUCUGAGCGUGUUGAAGCUGCAUCUAGAGCAUCUUCUGCGGAUCCCAUUUCCUUGCUCACUCCAAGGAGGGCACUUCCUAUCAUUGCGAGGUCGCUGACCCGUUACAGCCAACACGAGAUGCAGGGACUAUGGUCGAACUCUCCAUUGACUCCGAUACAUUCGCCAAUUGUCCUGACGUUGGGAGCUGAUCAUGCAACUUCUCCGACUCCCGCAGGCACCAGUCGGCUAGCCAUGCCCAAUUUUCUCUCAGGUUCGGAAGCACCUCGAGCAGAGUUCGAACACGAUGAUGCAAACGAUGCAAGGCAUCAAGAUCACGAAGACGCACACCGUCGCUACUCGUUCAGAGCACGUCAGGCAUGGCAGAAGAACCCAUAUGCAUACGACAAGGCGAUGUACAAGCGUCAAAUGCGUUCCAACCCUGAGGCAAUCGUUAAGGUCGUCAGUCCGGCACGUGGGAGGAAACAUCGACGAUCGUCCAGCCGGGGAAACGCAGGCUCUGCAAACGGAUCAGAUGCUGAAGAAGAGUAUGUGGACCAGGGCGGUCAAGAGGACGAUGAAUCAUAUUGGCAGCGCCGAAGAGCGGACCCACGAGAAGGAUCCCGGAGUCGCAGUGCAGGCGCGUCCGAGACGGUUCGCAAAGGACAGGGAACGCAACACCACAAAUUUAGGAGCGCCGACACUGCUGUCCAUCCUGAAAUCAGCAGCGCGGCAUCGCGCUCACAUUCUACAGCAUCUAGCAAUCAUCUGCAACGUGAAGGGCAAGAGAAGUGGCUUCCAGCUGCACUCAAUGAAACCUUCAGCAGCAGUUCCGAAGACGAUUUUGAUGAACGCAUCGAAAUGCCGCCAAAGCAGCCCAAAGAUCCAGCAGAGGACGCGUUGAAACCCGCCAACCCGAAACCGUUCCCUAUGAGGAAGAGGAACGUCGUUCGACGCUCUCCUCAGCCAGCGCGAGGUCUUACAGGCUCUCCUGUAAAGGAGCAUAGCGCCGUCGACUCGACAAUAAAUGAUGCUCCGGAGGACGAUGAGAGCCAAUUCAUGCCACGAUGGCGACGCCGGAAAAGCGCUACGGCUAUCUCUCCACAAUCAUCACCUCCAUCUAUUGCUAGCUCAGUUGCUCAGGACCAUCCUGAUGCGGCCCCGGACGAUGACGUCCUGAUGAAUUUCGGUAGCCCUCCGGCAAUCGGAUUUUCAUCUCCAUCAUUCACUUCGAUAGACGCAGAUGCCUCGCCAUUUGGAACCAGAUUCAGUUCGAAUGAUGAUCUGUCACAUCCUCUGGCUCUCUCAGAUACGGAGAUCACUUCGGAGGGCAACCCUGAACCUCCGCAGACGUCCGACCAUGUGUCAGACGAGGAUUCCGGAUUCGAAAGCAGCUCAUCCGUCGAGGCGUUGACGGCGAGGGAUCGGCGACGUCUCAAAGUGCUUCAGCGGAUGAUGCCUCGCGUUCUCGUUCAGCGUCACUUGCAGAACACCUCUGCCCAUCGUUCGAGGAAUUCCGCUGACCGCGGUCAUAAUCUCACGAAUGGCGAGGAGACCCUACGGCCUGGGCAGUCUCGAGUUCGGGUGAGAGCUCCAGGCGACCGCACGGUAAUCGAGAUACGUGGCGAUUCCGAAAGCUCGGACAUGGACAAGGUGGAAGAGAACACGGACGCUGCUGAGUCAACAACGUCGGAAUCAGAGGUGGACGUUGAUCACUUCUCGAGAUCUCGUCGCAAAGUUCCAAUUAUUCCCUCUCAUUCGCAUGCGGAUGUGGAUGAGAGUGGGAGUGAUAGUAGCAUCGAUGACGCGAAGAUUGAGCGAUGGGUGUCCGAAAGCCAUCCUCCACUGCGCAAGGACGGCCGGAACGAUGCUGUGAGGGAAGGUGAUCUUAUUGAUCGUAUGUUGUCUCGUACCAGGGUCUCGGGCGGCAAAGGUCGACGACAGCGUGGCUCAACACAACAUGGCACUUCGAAGCGGAGAAAAUCAGGUGGAAGCAUGCACGUUAUCACUUCUGGUGCCCGACGUACUGGUGUAGGACAUCAAACUAAGCUGCAGUUUCCUCUUGUCGACGUCCCUCGUAGCAAACCGGACGCCAGACAUCAUGAAGAUACAAUCUCAGACGCAGGGCCCACGGCACAUCCACCAAGUGUAUUAGCGGCGGAUGUGGAGGACACUCAUAUUGACGAAAUGGACGCUGACGCUUCUUCUAAGAAGCGUCAACGCAAGAAGUAUCGCCAGCCAGGCGGGUUGUUCACCUUUGCCUCGGAGGGCGGACGCCUAAUCUCAGGGAGAAUGCAUGACAAACCAAUCUCCAUGGAGACCGAGGAGUCAUCCACUAAUGUUCUCGCCGACUUCUCCGUCCACGAGCAUUUGCGGGAGAAAUGGGCAAGCCCGUCUUCAAAACCGCAUCGACUAAAGAAUCAUCUCGCUGGGCAGACGUUUGGGCAGACGUUGAAUGAGUACUGGUUACCAGACGAGGACGACCGGCUUGAUGCCCCGCAAGUAGUGAACGUUGAGAUGACUGUAUCACGUCGUGUUACAGUCGACUUUGGUAUCCGUCCCUUGCCACCGGGGAUCGCGUUUGGGUCUGAUACCUACCUUGGCCUCGGGUGUCUUCAUGAAGUUAUCUCGGUGUUCUCAGCCGACUACGUGCCUGCUCGCCCUAAUCUUUCGUCUUUUUUCGACAUUCACUUGAACCCAAUCAUGUCGCCGCGAGACGUCGAGGUGUGCUUAGAGAAAGUCCUCGAUCUGGCGCGCGACUGGAUCACAGGACGGGACAACAUCGCGGUGCAAGAUAGUCAGCGUUGGCAGAUGUUGCUUCAUUCUCUUGCUUUGCACGUGUCCUGGGUAUACGACAACGCUGUCGACGAAGAACGAGCGGGAUUGGACUCAGCUGUGGAGAAGCACAUUUCGCAUUUGGAUACACUGAUCACCACGCCGGUCGUGAUAAUCUCUGACGAAGAAACACCCAACCGUUUGACGUUUGACCUGCGUUGGUUCACUAUUGAAUUAUUAACCCAUCUCAAUAGCAUCCGCAAGACCCGUUUCGGUCAGGUUCAUGACCAGACUCAUCUCGUACACGCGCGACACCUCAUAUGCGAAUUAUGGAAAGCUGGCUUCCAAGACCUGCUGAAACCCUUCGCGGGUGAAGAGAGAGAGGCCACGCAGUCUUCUCUGGCCACACGGAUUGCGGAGCUGUGGAUCUGCAUGAUACAUCUCUUGGGUGCUUGGGCGUCGAUUCUGCCGACUUCUGCGGACCUUGCUGCCCACGACAUUACAUUCUGGGGUAUCUUUUUGCAAACCUUGAAGAGUGAGCACCUCCUGCAAAAGCUGCCUUCAGACCUCGCGAUCAGCGAGAUGGUCUGGAGGAGCAUAUUCUGCUUGACAUCUUUGUCACAAUUUUCCAUGCAUGGUAUUUCUACAUCGUCACCAAAGCUUGGGUCUUCGUGGCCACUCGUGAUCGCGGCUCUCGAGGAGAUCAACCUAGCUGCAAAUCCUGUAAUCGAUGGUAGGCUGCCGAAACGAAGUCUGCGGAAACGGGACGAAUAUAUUCGUAUACUCGUUUCGCGAUGCCUCACGCUGACUCAGCUUUGGCGAUGGCAGCUAACCAAUGCAUCACUUUUGUUCAAUCGCCUGCUGGAUAUCUUUAAGAGUCGCCACUUUGCCAACCUCUUGGAUGAGCCUUCCGAUUACCCCAGUUUUCUUCGACAUAGCAACCUGGAACUACUCUCUGAGAACAAGCGCAGUGACACUGCUUUCACGCUGUUUUUGAAAAUCGUCGUGCAGGCUGCGAAAGACGUCGCGGGUUUUCGUCCAGGCCAAGAUAACCAUCUUCCACCGCAUGUCAAGAAGUUGCUCUCGCUGUGUGUCCCCGUCGGCUCUGUCCCGUUCACUAAAACCUCUCCCCCAAGUAAUCAUGAAUUGUCCAUGCUAUAUAAUCGCUUCAGUGCUGUCGCCGUCGCCAUCUAUCUUGAGCCAACGAUCUCAAACUUGAAAUACCGCCUAUCGAAUGCUCGUCGUUAUGUCAAUUUCGAGGAUGCGGACAGAGAAACUCGUCGGGCUUGUAUACGAGGGCUGAUGCACUUAGCGAUCCUGCUGCGACACCUCCGGCUUCCCUUGCAAGAUGCUCUUGAGUGGCUAGCUGACAUGACAAAUAUCCUUGUGGACGAGUAUCAAGCACCUGAGGUUGCCGAAUACAUCAAGAACUGGGCAGUCGUAUCAGUGCAGAUGCUCCUCGGUUGUGUUCGUCGUAUCAUUCAGACCCCCUUGAUGGAGAACACACAGACUCCGGCGCCAUAUCCGGAACCUGAGCUAUUAGGAGGCCCUUGGGUAACAAGGGUUUUCUCGACGUCAACGAAACUUUCGGCCGUACCGACCACGAGCAUGGAAAUCCGUAAACUAGUCGAGGCGUUUCUGAAUGCCAGGGCAGCCGUCAUGUCGAGACCCUCAAAUGCAUCUCCUAUGCGGACAGCAGAGGAAAGCCAAGAGAGCCAGGAUGAAUUUGCGUCGUUGGACAACUCAAUGUGUUUCGAUGAUCCCGAUCUGAUCGCGGCUCUCAGCACUCCGGAGGAGCUUGCUCUCCUUCAGGACAGGAAAAAGAAGGACGAGAGAGUAUGUGAGAUUAUCGACAAACAUAUCAUGCCUGCUGUAUACCGCUUCGUCUGUAAACAUGUCAACGUUACUCAUGGUUCAGGCGUGUUCCCGCAUCAAACAGCGGAGACUGAUAGAUGGAUUGAUUGUUGGGUUGGUUGCGCCAAUAUCAUUAUACAGAACGACGACAGAAAGAAUUGGGACUUCUAUCUCUUAAUGGGGCCACAAUCAUGGGAGAAGAUCAUCGAUGUUGCUUGGCGACGUCAUGUUGGGCUGCGAUUCAUGUGGAAGGUGCUCCAGCUAGAUCCCAUUGCCUACUUCUCUGAGCAAGAUGGUUUUUUGAGUGUUUUCUUUCAAGCAAUGGUGGCUGGCAAAAUAUCCAUAGAACACGAGUAUAUCUCUGAACUUUUCUCCAUUGACAAGCUACGCCAUCCGCUGUUACGUGGUAUUCCAUGUGAACCGAAGCCGGGCGUUAACGGCUACAGCAUCACACGAGCUGAAUUACUUGACAACAGAUUGACCUUCUUGGAUAGGAUCUUCGCCAACUUGACGGAACAACUACGCAAGGAAAGCGAAGGUGACAUUUCGUUGAGACUCCAAAAUCAAACAUCCAUCACUGGCGUUUGCACCAUGUUUUCCACUAUGCGGGACAUUCUGCAGGAAUUGCAUGCAGGUUCAGAAGAUCAUCGUGGCUAUGCAUCUUUCUGUCGACAAGUUUACAGCCGUUUUCUGAAUUUUCCAGCUCUCAGCAGCCAUCCUCGCCUACUUUCAACAGCGUCCUGGGCAAAGGAUUUGCCGUGAUCACCUGUCCGGCCGGGCGCGAUAUCUAACUCUUGCUAAGAUGCCAUGGACUCAUCGUAUACUAUCAGCAGCACUCAGUCCAUACUGGCAACAAUGAGCACAUGUAUCAAAUACUCACAUAAUGCGAAUGUACAUGGAUUAGGGAUUCAGACCAGCGAUAGAAUCUUUUGG
Messenger RNA from Laetiporus sulphureus 93-53, 6292 nucleotides. RefSeq lists its product as uncharacterized. Lineage: Eukaryota; Fungi; Basidiomycota; Agaricomycetes; Polyporales; Laetiporaceae. The record is from RefSeq and is a predicted model, not a curated record. The transcript is spliced from 9 exons. Bases 197 to 6121 code for a protein of 1974 amino acids. Gene Ontology annotation, biological process: replication fork processing; double-strand break repair via homologous recombination. Gene Ontology annotation, cellular component: Cul8-RING ubiquitin ligase complex; nucleus.